Molecule: messenger RNA, 1608 nt
Organism: Hypomesus transpacificus
Lineage: Eukaryota; Metazoa; Chordata; Actinopteri; Osmeriformes; Osmeridae
Gene: efemp2a
Product: EGF containing fibulin extracellular matrix protein 2a
Exons: 5
Molecular function (GO): calcium ion binding
Source: RefSeq, a predicted model, not a curated record
GUAAACGAAUGUGACAUGGGCGCCCCCUGCCAGCAGAGGUGUUACAACACUUAUGGCACCUUCCUCUGUCGUUGUGACCAGGGUUAUGAGCUGGGGCCUGAUGGCUUUGUCUGCAACGACAUAGAUGAGUGCAGCUACUCCAGCUACCUCUGCCAGUUCCAGUGUGUAAACGAGCCAGGGAAGUUCUCCUGUGUGUGCCCAGAAGGAUACCAGCUGCUGGGCACUCGGCUGUGCCAGGACAUAAAUGAGUGUGAGAUGGGUGUAAACCAAUGUACGGACACACAGACCUGUGUAAACAUCCACGGAGCUUAUCAGUGUGUGGACACAAACCGCUGCCAGGACCCGUACGUGCAAGUGUCUGACAACCGCUGUGUGUGUCCUGUGACCAAGCCUGCCUGCCGAGACAUGCCCUUCUCCAUCGUCCACCGCUUCAUGAGCAUCACCUCGGAGCGCUCCGUCCCCUCUGACAUCUUCCAGAUCCAGGCCACCAGUGUGUACCCCGGGGCCUACAACACCUUCCGCAUCCGCUCGGGGGACGACAAUGGGGACUUCUACAUAAGGCAAAUCAACAACAUCAGCGCCAUGCUGGUUCUGGCUCAUGCUGUGACUGGACCCAGAGAGUACACACUGGACCUGGAGAUGGUGUCGGUUAAUCCCCUGCUCAGCUACCAGACCAGCUCCGCCCUGCGGCUCUCCAUCUAUGUAGGCCCUCACGCCUUCUAGAGGGGAGGAGUCAGAUAGAGGAGAGAGAGAGAGAGAGAGAGAGAGAGAGAGAUGAAGAGAGAAAAAGAGACAAGAGCUGAAAAAGUACAUGGAAUCGUAUAGAAUUGAAGGUGUGACAGCCCACUCAGUUUACUAAAGGAAGACCUGUCACUGAUCAAAUAUGUCCCACAAUGGUAUAUCUUUGCUGUUCUGUGACCUGCAAAGUACAUCCCACCCCCUUUGUCAAACCACACCCGUAGAGGAGAGUAAUAGCAGAUAAAAACCAACAGGAUUUUGUAUGACUAAAGGAUGUGUUUGGGAUGGAGUCCAAUGCUGCGUAGUUAGAUCACCAGCAUCCAUCAUGUUUCAGUUCCCAGCCUCUCACCCUCCCACUCCUCUAUGCCUGUUUUUCUCUGGAUCUCAUUCCACAGAACACCUGUCACUGCACAUCACCCUAUGGUGAAUGUGAAUGACAGCAAUAUGCAACGCAUAAUUCACUAUUUUUUUAGUGUGCAGGGAGAGAAAGUUCCAUCCGAAAUGUGUUUAGUCGAUGUCUCCAUUCGAGUGAAAGACUCCAUUCUAUCAUCACCAGCGUCUCUCAUCAUCCCUUAUCCAUGAUCAUCAUGAUCUGCCAUUCCCAUUUCCAGUCUGUCACUCCCUCUUCCAUCUUCAUGCUCUGUCCUUCCCUCUGUAGCAGGUUUCACUGUCCUCAUCCAUGACUCAAUAACCACUGAGCUCAGCCCUCCUCCUCCAGCCCGCCCCAGGCCCCUCUCCUGAAUUUCACCCAAAACUCUAACUUUGAAUCAUUACCAUGUGUAGUUUUGUCCCAUUACUGAUUAUUAUGUUGUAUUUUUGAGGGGGGAUACAGGAAGUGAUACGAAAUAAAACAAAACAUUUUGACAUUUC